AUGUGCCUUGCACUUGCGAUGAGCUCAUUUUCGUCGAAGAUCUCACAUCUCAUCGCCACUCAAGGUAUCCUUUAUGCUAUUGAUGGUGGCAUCGCCUACUGUCCUUGUAUCUUGUAUAUAGAUGAGUGGUUUGUACAACGCAAAGGUCUCGCCUACGGUAUCAUGUGGAGUGGUACGGGCCUCGCAGGAGUAGUACUCCCUCUCCUCAUGGAAUUCCUCCUUCGCACUGUCGGGUUCAGAACAACGUUGCGGAUCUGGUCUGGCGUACUUUUCGCCUUGACGAUUCCGUUAUCGUUCUACAUCAAGCCACGACUCCCAUAUUCAGCUACCAGCCAUGUUAAGCCCUUCAACUUAAACAUGUUCUUGAUGCCGACUUUUUGGUUAUACCAAUUGGCCAAUGUGAUAGAAGCGAUGGGACUCUUCUUGCCGGGCAUCUAUCUUCCUAAUUACGCCCAUAGUGCUCUCGGCGCUGCGUCACAUGGUUCAGCUACUACGAUCCUUUUAGUAAAUGUGGCUUCCGUCUUUGGCUGUGUUGUCAUGGGCUUUUUCAUCGAUCGAUUACACGUUACCACAUGCAUAUUGGUAUCAACACUUGGUGCAACUAUCGGCGCCUUAGUUAUAUGGGGUUUGUCGUCAUCUCUCCCUCUUUUAUACUUUUUCUGUGUUGUCUACGGCUUGUUCGCAGGCUCUUAUACGUCUACUUGGCCGGGGGUUAUGAUGGAUAUUGUUCGAAAAGGAGAAGCAUUAGGUCAAGGCCAUAUUGACCCAAGCAUGGUAUUUGGCUGGCUUGCUGCAGGCCGAGGUAUUGGUAACGUGAUUUCGGGACCUCUGAGCGAGAAUCUAAUACAAAGUCUGCCGUGGAAAGGAAAUGCAGCACCAUUUGGCUAUAGUAGUGGUUAUGGUAGCUUGAUAGUGUUUACUGGUGUAACGGCUCUGCUAGGCGGUGCGAGCUUUGUCUGGAGGCGACUGGGCAUGUUGUGA
This is a messenger RNA of Daldinia decipiens, 981 nucleotides long. Its product is annotated as major facilitator superfamily domain-containing protein. Gene Ontology annotation, biological process: transmembrane transport. The transcript has 2 exons. The coding region runs from base 1 to 981 and encodes 326 amino acids. NCBI's taxonomy places the organism in Eukaryota, Fungi, Ascomycota, Sordariomycetes, Xylariales, Hypoxylaceae. The record is from RefSeq and is a predicted model, not a curated record. Gene Ontology annotation, molecular function: transmembrane transporter activity. Gene Ontology annotation, cellular component: fungal-type vacuole membrane.